GUGGAACUGUAUUACAUUUAAAUACUUAUCUAGGUUCAAAAAUAAUAUUUAAAUAUAAUUUUGACUGCCAAUGAAGAGAACUUCUUAAGUGAAGAACUCAUUUCUGACUUUGACAGUUGAUAAAUUUGAUGCCAGUGUUAGCAAAUAUAUAUCCCUAUAUGGGAAACUUGUUAUAUUCAAUUUAAGAGUUGGUAAUAUUCCCUAAAGUGACUUUUGACUCUGAAUGUUUGGGAUUUGUUGUUUUUAUUUCCUUAGGUGGUGUUUUUUUUUGGUAAGAGACUGGUUCUAAUUUCAGGUUGUUGGAGAUUUGUUUUCCUUCCUCUAGAUAUUUGUAACAAGUGAAGUGAGAGUCUCUGUCAUUUUCAACAGGUGUUGCUUUCAUUUGAGGCAGUGAUAGGGCCUAUACUAGCUUAAUAUUCUCGUCUUCCAAAGCAACAUUCCUUACUUUGUGAUAUAAUCAAGUUGCAACUGUGAACAAACUUCUUAUUGCCCCCACCUUUCAUAUUGUAUUCCUCUACAUAGCCUUUACCAUCUUCUGACAACCCAAACAUUUUAUUUGUCUGUCUUAUUUUCCUGCACUAGAAUUUAAGCUCUAUGAAGGAAGGGAUUUUUGUCUGUUUUAUUCAUUACUGUACAGUACCUAGUAUAUAGUAGGAGCUCAAUAAAUGUUUAUUAAAUGGCUAAAUAGAUAAAAUUGGCUUUGGGAAUUCCUCCAAUGUAUUGACUAAAAAAGUUUUGUUAUUUUAACAUAGGAAGUAAAAUCCUAAGGAAAUGUAUAGUUUGGAAGAGUAGAGUUUAUCUGUACACUUUGUUCUCUGAAUUUUGCGUUUUUCUUUGAGCAGCCUUGAAUUUACUUUAUUUUUAUUUUAUUCAAUACAAAUAAAAGCCACCGUACAUAGAAGAUGAUUGUGUGUUGGCCUGACUAAAACCCAAGAAAAGUGUGUUAAUUGUAACAAAAUCUAAAAGAAGCAAGCAUUAAAGUCAUGGCCCCUAGGCAUUAAAAACUGAGGCCAAAAUAAUAACAUCUGGUACAGGGGCAUUACCCUUUAAAAACACUUCAGUUGUUUUUCUUGUAUGCUGAUAUUGACCCUGAAAAUUGGUCAAAUCAAAUUUCUAAUGCUAAUUUGGGGUUGUUAUCAGUUUUCACUAUGUAUAAGAAAUUGAGUUUGGAAUGUGUUUUAAGCCUGAAUUAAAAGAACUUAGUCACUGGUGACUCAUGGUGAAAUACCUUUCCUUUUCCCUGCUGGAACAUAUGCCAUUACCUCUAACAUGACCUUUCUGAAACAUUGAAAAUGUGAAGAACUCUACUUUUUUUGUACUAGGGUAUGGAAUUUUUUGUUUGUUUGUUUUUUAAGAUUUAAGGUGAUGACCUUGAUACCAGUGCUUUUCAGUAGUGAGCAGUUUAUCUGACUUUCCAGGUUUCCAUACAAAUUUCUUUAGUCUCUGCUUCUAUGAAAGUUUUCUAAUUAUAUGUGAAAUCCUCAAAAGCCCACUAAACAGUAAAUGAAUGACUACAGGGACUUUGUCUUUUUUGUUCAUUACUGUAUUCCCAGUGCCUAGGAUAAUGCUUUUACAGCAAAGGCAAUUAACAAGUAUUUGUUGGGGGAACUCACACAUGUGUUAAUAAUAAUGUGUCUAAGAAAAAUAAUGAAAGUUUGUUGAAAAACAUUUUCUCCAGCCCUAGUGAAUUAGAUAAUCCUCAAUUCACAAUCAACCUAGUUUGGGAGGCUCUCUGUAUCAGCGCAAGGUAGUUCUGCCCUGAAGUUCCUAGCAUUGAUUUUGCUGACCCUAAAUCUCUUUUAGUAGUCCGCUUACAAAAGGAAGGGUAAAUUGGCAACACCCAUAGGCACUUGCACCUGUGGGAACCAAUGGGCGUUGUAACAGGAAAUGCUUCAGCUUGCAAUACCGAUAGCAAUGUGCAGCUCCCAGGUCACGCCGUUUUUGUCUGCAGUUCCUUCUUAGGAUUGUACAAGGUUUCUUGAAGAAUUUUUUAAAAUGUAAGUGUAAAAAGAGAAUUGACUUUACGUUUGGAAAUUCAAAUUUGACUGGUUAUUUGCCUUUUCUUCAUUAUCCAGGAAUUGAAAAUUUGCUCCCACUUUUACAGCACAACUCAGGAAAGCUACAUGGCAAAGUGUUGAGUUCUGAAUUCGCUUUCCGGUGUACUAUAAAUACAAAAGACUGAAGUUUUAAAAGAGGGAAAACAGAUUGCUGCUAAAAUGAAGCUGCACAAUGCAGUAUAUUUUUUGCCACACACAAAAAGGUGCUGAAGAUUUGCCAAAAAACAUUUGUCAAUGACAGAUAAAACUGACUGGGAUAUCAAAAAGCAAAGUGCUUGCAAUACUGGUCAUCAUGCGUAAAGGGGUGCUGAAGGACCCAGAGAUUGCUGAUCUAUUCUACAAAGAUGAUCCUGAAGACCUUUUCAUUGGUUUGCAUGAAAUUGGACAUGGAAGUUUUGGAGCAGUUUAUUUUGCCACAAAUGCUCAUACCAAUGAAGUGGUGGCAAUUAAGAAAAUGUCCUAUAGUGGGAAGCAAACACAUGAGAAAUGGCAAGAUAUUCUUAAGGAAGUCAAAUUUUUACGACAAUUGAAGCAUCCUAAUACCAUUGAGUACAAAGGUUGCUACUUGAAAGAGCAUACUGCUUGGUUGGUGAUGGAAUAUUGCUUAGGCUCUGCUUCUGAUUUGUUGGAAGUUCAUAAGAAACCACUUCAGGAAGUGGAGAUUGCAGCCAUUACUCACGGAGCCUUGCAUGGGCUAGCCUACCUGCAUUCCCAUGCGUUAAUUCAUAGGGAUAUUAAAGCAGGAAAUAUUCUUCUAACUGAGCCAGGUCAGGUGAAACUAGCUGAUUUUGGAUCUGCCUCAAUGGCUUCUCCUGCCAACUCCUUUGUGGGCACACCUUACUGGAUGGCUCCAGAAGUGAUCUUAGCUAUGGAUGAAGGACAGUAUGAUGGGAAAGUUGAUGUUUGGUCACUUGGGAUCACCUGUAUUGAAUUAGCGGAACGGAAGCCCCCCCUUUUCAACAUGAAUGCAAUGAGUGCCUUAUAUCACAUUGCCCAGAAUGACUCCCCGAUGUUACAGUCUAAUGAAUGGACAGAUUCCUUCAGGAGAUUUGUUGAUUACUGCUUGCAGAAAAUACCUCAGGAAAGGCCAACGUCAGUGGAACUAUUACGGCAUGACUUUGUUCGACGAGAACGACCACUACGUGUCCUAAUUGACCUCAUACAGAGAACUAAAGAUGCUGUUCGCGAGCUUGAUAACCUACAGUACAGAAAAAUGAAAAAAAUCCUUUUCCAAGAGAAACGAAAUGGACCCUUGAAUGAGUCACAAGAGGAUGAAGAAGACAGUGAACAUGGAACCAGCCUGAGCAGAGAAAUGGACAGCCUGGGCAGCAAUCACUCCAUCCCAAGCAUGUCUGUGAGCACAGGCAGCCAGAGCAGCAGUGUGAACAGCAUGCAGGAGGUCAUGGACGAGAGCAGCUCUGAACUCGUCAUGAUGCAUGAUGAUGAAAGCACAAUCAAUUCCAGUCCCUCUGUUGUGCACAAGAAGGAUCAUGUAUUCAUAAGGGAUGAGGCGGGCCACGGCGAUCCCAGGCCUGAGCCGCGGCCUACCCAGUCAGUUCAGAGCCAGGCCCUCCACUACCGGAACAGAGAGCGCUUUGCCACGAUCAAAUCAGCAUCUUUGGUUACACGCCAGAUCCAUGAGCAUGAGCAGGAGAACGAGUUGCGGGAACAGAUGUCAGGUUAUAAGCGGAUGCGGCGCCAGCACCAGAAGCAGCUGAUCGCCCUGGAGAACAAGCUGAAGGCUGAGAUGGACGAGCACCGCCUCAAGCUACAGAAGGAGGUGGAGACGCAUGCCAACAACUCGUCCAUCGAGCUGGAGAAGCUGGCCAAGAAGCAAGUGGCUAUCAUAGAAAAGGAGGCAAAGGUAGCUGCAGCAGAUGAGAAGAAAUUCCAACAACAAAUCUUGGCCCAGCAGAAGAGAGAUUUGACAACUUUCUUAGAAAGUCAGAAGAAGCAGUAUAAGAUUUGUAAGGAAAAAAUAAAAGAGGAGAUGAAUGAGGACCAUAGCACACCCAAGAAAGAAAAGCAAGAGCGGAUAUCCAAGCAUAAAGAGAAUUUGCAGCACACACAGGCUGAAGAGGAAGCCCACCUUCUCACUCAACAGAGACUGUACUACGACAAACACUGUCGUUUCUUCAAGCGGAAAAUAAUGAUCAAGCGGCAUGAGGUGGAGCAGCAGAAUAUUCGGGAGGAACUAAAUAAAAAGAGGACCCAAAAGGAGAUGGAGCAUGCUAUGCUGAUCCGGCACGACGAGUCCACCCGUGAGCUAGAGUACAGGCAGCUGCACACAUUACAGAAGCUACGCAUGGAUCUGAUCCGUCUACAGCACCAGACAGAACUGGAAAACCAGCUGGAGUACAACAAGAGGCGAGAAAGGGAACUGCACAGAAAGCAUGUCAUGGAACUCCGGCAACAGCCAAAAAAUUUAAAGGCCAUGGAAAUGCAAAUUAAAAAACAGUUUCAGGACACUUGCAAAGUACAGACCAAACAGUAUAAAGCACUCAAGAAUCAUCAGUUGGAAGUUACUCCAAAGAAUGAGCACAAAACAAUCUUAAAGACACUGAAAGAUGAGCAGACAAGAAAACUUGCCAUUUUGGCAGAGCAGUAUGAACAGAGUAUAAAUGAAAUGAUGGCCUCUCAAGCGUUACGGCUAGAUGAGGCUCAAGAAGCAGAAUGCCAGGCCUUGAGGCUACAGCUCCAGCAGGAAAUGGAGCUGCUCAAUGCCUAUCAGAGCAAAAUCAAGAUGCAAACAGAGGCACAACAUGAACGUGAGCUCCAGAAGCUAGAGCAGAGGGUGUCUCUGCGGAGAGCACAUCUUGAGCAGAAGAUUGAAGAGGAGCUAGCUGCCCUUCAGAAGGAACGCAGCGAGAGAAUAAAGCACCUACUGGAAAGGCAGGAGCGAGAGAUUGAAACUUUUGACAUGGAGAGCCUCAGAAUGGGAUUUGGGAAUUUGGUUACAUUAGAUUUUCCUAAGGAGGACUAUAGAUGAGAUUAAAUUUUUUGCUAUUUACAAAAAAAAGAAAAAAGAAAAAAUUCAGACCCUGCAAAACCACAUUCCCCAUUUAAACGGGCGUUGCUCUCGCUCUCUCUCUCUCUUACUCUUACUGACAUCGUGUCGGACUAGUGCCUGUUUAUUCUUACUCCAUCAGGGGCCCCCUUCCUCCCCCCGUGUCAACUUUCAGUGCUGGCUGAACCCAGCCACCUCUUCUAUCCAUAGUACACGUCACAGUAUUGAUGUGAUUCAAAAUGUUUCAGUGAAAACUUUGGAGACAGUUUUAACAAAACCAAUAAACCAACAGUAACAAAAAAAAAGUGGAUGUAUAUUGCUUUAAGCAAUCACUGUUACCACCAAUCUGUGAAAGUAAAGCAAAAAAUAAUAAUAAUAAUAAUAAUAAAUGCCAAGGGGGAGAGAGACACAAUAUCCGCAGCCUUACACCUUAACUAGCUGCUGCAUUAUUUUAUUUUAUUUUAUUUUUUUGGUAUUUAUUCAUCAGGAAUUAAAAAAAAAAAAAAACAAAGUUUUAUUAAAGAUUGAAAAUUUGAUACAUUUUACAGAAACUAAUU
Messenger RNA from Choloepus didactylus (southern two-toed sloth), 5621 nucleotides. RefSeq names its product TAO kinase 3 (gene TAOK3). The transcript has 22 exons. The record is from RefSeq and is a predicted model, not a curated record. NCBI's taxonomy places the organism in Eukaryota, Metazoa, Chordata, Mammalia, Pilosa, Megalonychidae. Bases 2350 to 5046 code for a protein of 898 amino acids. Gene Ontology annotation, molecular function: protein kinase activity; ATP binding. Gene Ontology annotation, biological process: protein phosphorylation; execution phase of apoptosis.